AUGCCAGGAAGAUUGGAAGAGUCAACAGAGGAUAUUUUGAAUAGUUAUGGCUCAGGAAUAACUUCUAAAACCCUUAAUGAAGAAGAACUCACAACGUACUCUAUGUCAGAUGAAUCCCCUAACAAACAUGAUUUAUCAGAUUUAUAUGAUUUAUUAGAAGAUGAUUCGAUUGAAAUAAGGCGGUCAACUUCGAUAUUAGAGUCUCCAAAGUUUAAUACUAGUAGUCCUGAAAAGAACUCUCCUGGAAAGAAGUUGAGGAAUGAUUAUCAAGAUUUCAUAAAUCAAAUGAGAAGUCCUACUAAAAAGAAACAAACAACUACAACCACAACUCCCAAUCGAAAUAAUUCAACUGAAUCUACAUUUAAUUCAUAUUCUAUACGAAGCAAUACUUUUGACAACUUUGAGAGGAAUGUCGAUAAGUUUUUAAAUGAGAAUGAAAUCCAUAAAAUUCAAAAAUCACGAGCUGAAUUAUUUGAUUUAAGUGAUGAUGAUAAAACUGAAUUAGUUAUAAAAGAUACUCAUAGAGUGAUUAAUGACUUACCUAAUAAUAUAUUUGGAAAUCAAGAGAAAGAUAUCCAGUUAAAGUCAUCCAUAAAUCAGUUGAUACAGUCCAUUGAAAGUUUAAAAGUUGAGAAUAAGAAUCUUAAACGAGAUCAAGCAUUUCUUCAACAAAAGUAUAAUAAUAAGGAAUCAGCGUUUGCAAGAGUUGAGAAUGAGAAUAAGAAUUUGAUGAAUGAAAAGUUGAAGUUAGUGUCGGAGAUAGAUAGAUUAAACCGAAGAAGUGAUGAGGGAUCUAUAAAUGAAAAUGCCAAUUUAAAGAGAGAUAAUACCAUGCUUACUGAGAAGCUUAAAAAGUAUAAGAAUUUAUAUUUAAAAUCGAUAAAGGGAACAGGAGUGGAAACCAAGAUAUCGAAUUCCAAUGUGUCAAAUCCUCUUCCUGAGAUAGUGAAUCUAAAUAGACAAGAGAAGGAAGAAGCUGUUGCUGAUUCUGACGAUGUUAAUAGAGUAUUACAUCAAUUGAAGACGAUUCUUUCAGAGUACAAAGGAGAUAAUCCAAGUCGACCAAGUUCGAGCUCAUCAAGUAGUAGUCAUAUUCAUCUAAGCCAAGGACAAGAUAAUAAACCAGAGAUUUGGCAGAAUGUGAAAGAUGUAUUACAAGCAAAUAAUCAAGUAUUAAUGACGCUCGCUGAUGAAAUUGAUAAUAAAAAAGAAAAAGAGAAAGUACCAGAUGAUAAUAAGAUACUGCCUAUAGUUAUAAAAUGUUUUGUGUGUCAUCAAAGUCAAGAAGAAGAGAAAGAAAAAGAAAAUGAAGUACCAAUAAAGCCAUAUAGAAAGGGGAUUUGUAAGAGAUGUGCAACGGUGAAUUCCGAAUCUAGUCUGAGUGCACUGGACAAUGAUAAGGGUAAUACUAUCAAUGUGAUGGGAGAAUAUAAAUGGUCAAUUUAA
Scheffersomyces coipomensis is the source of this 1446-nucleotide messenger RNA. RefSeq lists its product as uncharacterized. The record is from RefSeq and is a predicted model, not a curated record. The coding region runs from base 1 to 1446 and encodes 481 amino acids. The transcript has a single exon. NCBI's taxonomy places the organism in Eukaryota, Fungi, Ascomycota, Pichiomycetes, Serinales, Debaryomycetaceae.